CGCAUGCUCCUCUCCACAGCAGCCGUUAGCAUCGGGGGCUAACAGCCGGAGCGUGUAAUGGCGGCCUCGGUGUUACUGGGGUCUGCGGAAAGCGCCGGACUUAACUUCACGGUCGGAGCCGGUGGCAAUGCUAUCCUCGGAAACUCUAAUGGACUGGGCCAGCCGGGCCCAGCGUCCUGGAACCGCUCCCUGGACCGGGCGCUGGAAGAAGCGUCGGUUAGCGGCUGUCUGAACCUCAGCGGCAGGAAGCUGAAGGAGUUUCCCCGGAGCGCCGCCAACCACGACCUGACCGACACCGUCCGGGCCGAUCUGUCCCGGAACCGGCUGUCGGAGCUUCCUCUGGAGGUCUGCCUCUUUGUGUCUCUGGAGUAUCUGAACCUGUACCAGAACUGCCUGAGAUCUCUGCCAGACGGCCUGGUGAACCUGCAGGCCCUGACACACCUGAACCUCAGUCGGAACCAGCUGUCCGUCCUGCCGGCCGUCGUCUGCAGCCUCCCUCUAAAGGUUCUGAUCGCCUCCAACAACAAACUGGUUUCUCUGCCAGAGGAACUGGGCCAGCUGAGACACCUCACCGAACUGGAUGUGAGCUGUAACGAGAUCCGGACGUUACCGUCCCAAGUGGGUCAGCUGGAGGCUCUGAGAGACCUGAACAUCCGGAGGAACCACCUGGUCCGACUCCCUUCAGAGCUGGCUGAGCUUCCUCUGGUGCGCCUCGACUUCUCCUGCAACAAAGUGAUCUCCAUUCCCGUCUGCUACCGCGGCCUGACCCAGCUGCAGGCCAUCAUCCUGGACAACAACCCGCUGCAGAGCCCGCCCGCACAGAUCUGCAUCAAGGGGAAGGUCCACAUCUUCAAGUUCCUGAACCUGGAGGCCAGUAAGACCACGCCGGAGCUGCCCGAGUUCGACAGGAGACCUCUGACCUCCUGUGUUGACGAGGCGUAUUCAGGGCGACCAUAUGGCGCAUUGGACUCGGGCUUCAACAGCGUGGACAGUGGAGACAAGCGGUGGCUGGGCAACGAGGUUUCAGAGGAACCGUCAGAGCUGCCGGUCAGAGACCAGAGGCGAGCCGGACCAGGAGGACAUGUGCUGCCCAAUGGGACAUCAGACGGGGAGCUGGAGCAGAUAGACUUCAUCGACAGCUGUGUGGAGGAGGAAGAGGAAGGGAAGCGCCGUUCAGUCGGAGCAGACCGGAGCAGCCUCAGCUCUCAGUUCAUGGCAUACAUCGAGAGACGCAUCACCAGGGAGGGUUCCCCAGUGAAGAACAGCUUGGCUCGGGCGGAAGACAUGAAGAGACACAGCAGAAACAUGGCCGACGGCGUCUCGGCGUCUUCGAGCUCCCAGAGCCAGAGAGCUGGUUCUGGUUCUGGUUCCAGUUCUGGUUCUGGAGGUGUGGAGAGGAUGAGAAGGGAGGCUCAGCUCGCCGCUCUGAAAUACGACGAAGAGCGGCAGAAGAACCGUUCUCUCCAGAGAGACAGCGUCACCAGCUACUCCAAGCAUAAAGCAGCUCCGAGCCCGUCCAUGUCCAGUCCAGAACCUGAGAACGUCUACCCCUCCAGGCGCUCCACCCACACAGAUGACUCCGCCCUCAUCAUGCAGGGGGAGGACAGAGCCACCUUGUCUCCUACAGCCAAUCAAUCGCCUUCGUACCCUGGCUCAGGAGGCGGGACUUCCAGUCGGACGUCCAGCCUGCGGCCGGAGAGCUUCCUGUAUCGCCUCGGUCAGAGGGACGAGAAGAGAAAAGGGGACGCUGUCGCUGCGCCACCUCAACCCAAAGAGGAAGCUCCUGCUGCUCCUCCUCUGGUGGGCGAAGACGCAGUGCUGGUGGAGCAGCUCAGGAAGAACAUCGAGGCCCGCCUGAAGGUGGCGCUGCCGAGCGACCUGGGCGCCGCCCUGACGGACGGCGUGGUGCUGUGCCACCUGGCCAAUCACGUGAGGCCGCGCUCCGUCCCCAGCAUCCACGUCCCGUCCCCCGCUGUGCCUAAGCUCACCAUGGCCAAGUGUCGCCGCAACGUGGAGAACUUCCUGGAGGCGUGUCGCAGGAUCGGAGUCCCACAGACUAAGUUGUGUCUUCCGCUCCACAUCCUGGAGGAGCGAGGGCUCCCCCAGGUGGCCGGGACGGUCAGCGCGCUGCUGGACCUGGCUCCGCCCAAGCAGUCCAUCUCCAUGACGACAGCAACGCCACCUGGGCCCUCCGUCAUCAUCUAGCCGCUGCACGCGCUCAGUCGGCCUCCUGUAACAACCAAUCAGAGCUCGCCGAGUUCCCACAGCCAGAAACGAGUCGUUGUGAUGCCGUUCAGGAAGCUGUGUGGCGUAUGGAAGCCCAUCAGUGCCAGGAAGUUAAAAUCAGGAGUUAUAAAUGAAAAUGUUGAUAAUGUUUGGUUGUGCUGAUUGAUGCAGAUCAACAUUAAUGUCCGAGUUUCCAUGGUAACAGCAGGUUUUACUGCUUUGACUGGAGGAAAAACGCAUAAUCAAGAUAUUUUUUAAACUCUAAAACGUUUUUAGACUAUUGGUUGGGAAAAAUCCAACUCAGGCAGAGAGUUUUUGACCGUUUUGUUCUUGUGGAACAUCUGAUUGUUUUGCUUUUCAGUGGGAAUAUUUUUUAUAAAGUGAGUGGAAAAUUUUAUUUUAAAAAUUUUCUCUCAAUCCUUUAAAUUAAUCUAAAGUACAUACCAAUCAAAUUGUAAAAAUACAUUUAAAAACUAUUUACUUUUGUGUGAAAAGUUACAUUUUACACUAAUUUACCAUACUUUUUGAUUUUAGCUUUUUCCAUGCUGGUUGAUUUAGUUUUUGCUCAAAUGGGCUUCCAUACAGUGUCCAUACAGACUUCUGGCAGGUGAGUGUUUUUGUCUGUAUGUUUGAGGCAUUCUCACUGAUCCCAGUACUGAUCCCAGUACUGAUCCCAGUACUGAUCCCAGUACUGAUCCCAGUACUGAUCCCAGUACUGAUCCCAGUACUGAUCCCAGUACUGAUCCCAGUACUGAUCCCAGUACUGAUCCCAGUACUGAUCCCAGUACUGAUCCCAGUACACGGGAGUCAAACAGAGGCUUUCCUACUGGUGCAGGACUGGUAACCUGCUGGAAGCUGCAUGUGGAUCUGAUGGAGACACAAAGAGCUGAGAUCAAACUAUCACGACUGAACUGAACGAGUCUUUAGAAACUGAACGAGUCUUUAGAAACUGAACGAGUCCUGAAAAACUAAGUGAGUCCUGAAGAACUUAACUAGUCUUGAGAAACUAGUUCUGAUUCGUAGUCUGUAUGAGUCUUGAGUAACGAGACUAGUCUUUGGAAACUUAACGAGUCUCAGGAAGGGAGCAAGUCCUUGAGAUAGAGUACAUGACAGAGAAACUGAACUAGUCUUGAGAAACCGGAGGAGUCUGUAAAAACUGAACUAGAAAGAAAGAACAAACAGACCAGAGACAGAAAGCGAGUCUUGAGAAACCAAAUGGCUCUGGUUUAACGAGACAAGACAUGGGAAACAGAACAAGUCCUGAGAAAGAAAAUAGGCCACAGAAUGUAAACGAGAUCAGGAACUGAAGUAGUUACUCAACAGGGAGUAAGUCCUGAUAAAAGAGUAAGCCAGAGGAAGAGUCUUUGGAAACUGAACAGGUUCAAGGGAACUGAAAUAGCCAGGAGAAAGGAAGCGAGUCCUGAGAAAGAGAAUCGGCCAGAGAAACUGAACGAGUCUUCGGAAAACAAACGAUUCUGGAGGAACCAAACGAGUCUCAAGGAACAGAUCUAGUCCUGAGAAAGAAAGCAAGUUUUAAGGAAGAAAACAGGCCAGAGAAAGAAAGCGAGUCUUGAGAAACCAAAUGGAUUUUAUGUAACCAGGCAAGUUGUGGGAAAGCGAACGAGUCCCAAACAGAGAGCAGAUCCGCAGAAACAGAACGAGUCCUAAAGGGAGGCAAAGAGCGCAAACACUGAAAGCUGACGAAGUUGGCAAACCGUUCAUUAAAAUCUUACUGAUUAGAUGUAAAUAUUAUUUUUUUCUCUCUGUCAACAUAAAGACGUCAGUUUUUCAUUUUAGUUUCGGGGAAUAUAUAUAUCUGGUGAAACGCUAAAGGUCAAAUUUACUCCCAAACUCAAGAGUUUGGUUCGUAUUCAUGUUUGUAGGCACUGAACCCUAAAACUGAAACCAUAACUAAAGUUUCAGGCUUUGCUGUUUUUUGCACAUAACACUGUUUCUAAUUUUUGUUGACUACUUUUUUUUCCAGACAAUGCUUUUUGUAUCUAUAGAACUUUAAAAUGACCUGAUGGUUAAGGAUGAUAAUAAAGCUAAUUACUGUCUGAUUUAGUUUGAAAGCACUUCUUCAAUAAGUUCAGUUGAAACAACUGCUUAAGUUAUAAAAUAAUGAAAUACUCAAAAAAUAAAAUUGUGUAUACAACUGACAUUACGAUAACAUGCUGUCUAGCUGAUAUACGACUGAAGCUUUGAUAGCUAAAUGCUAAAAUGAUGCUAACGCUAAUCAGUAGCUACUGUUGAUUAAAUUUGUUAUUAUAUUUAAGUUGCACUAAAUGUAUCACAAUAAUGUUGAUGACUGGUGAGAUUACCUAGCAGUUCUUAAUUUAGCUUUGUUUGUUGCUACCGUACAUCAUUAGCUUCAGCUAGCAUUAGCUAGCAUUCUGUUGAACUGUGCUUAGGUGGCUUAUAGGCCCAAAUGGCUUCAGUGAGAAAAGCAAGAUUUCUGAUGUAUAGUUGCUAAGUUGCUAAAAGAGUUACCUUAAGCUGUUAGCAUAAUGAAAAGUGAAUGAUGAAGACAAAACAGGAAAAUAUAUGUCCUAAAGUCCAGAAAUUAAAAAUGAACAUUUCUAGUCAACAUUACUAGCUUCUAACAGGGACAACAGAAACAAAGAUACAAAAGAAAAGAUUGCUAGCUUUAUGCCAAUGAUUAUUUUCAACUGUAAAUAGUUUUUAAAAUAGUUUUUAAAUGUAUUUUCAAUUUUCAGCUUAUGAACAGUUUAUUUUUCUCACUUUUAAAAUGACUGAAUUACUUUUGGUAAACCAUUUGAACUGAUAAGAGGCCAAAGUUUAGGAAAGCAAAAACUCUGGCUAAGUUAGUUAGCUGUUAGCUACACAGUUAGUUAAAGCUCAUGUUACAAUAGCGAACACAAGCUGUGUUUGAUAUGAUUAUUUUACUUCAGAUAUGGAAAUUAUAACAGUGCUACCUUAAAAAUGGCAAAUAUUUAUUUUAUUUACUCAACUUCAUACCUUAGGUUGCAGUGAAAAGCAGAAGUUUUGUUUAAAAUCCGGUUUGUUUCUCCAGGCUCUUUCUUGGCCUCUGUCCUCUGAUUGGUUGGCUGUAGAAAGCCGACCAAUCAGCAGAGAGCUGGGCGUUCCUCAGUUUUAGAGUCGGUUCCAUUUUUGAUGUUUUCUUUGUUUCUGGUCUCCAUCAGAUCCAAAGUCGCUUUGAUCUUUCUGACUGAACCCUGAACUCUGACUGUCAGGCUUUCCGCCAAUCCUGGGGCCAACAGAUGAAAUCAUGUUUAUACAUAUAUGUAUGUUUGUUUUUAUUGUUGUUUACAUUCAGCUGUUUGGAUUUCCUGUUGUUCUGAUUUUCACCCUGUAACGGAGCAGUUAGUGUUCAGAAAACUCCUGUAAAUAUAUAUAAAUAUAAAUAUAUAUAUAUACAUGUGUAGAUAUGUUGUACAUAUGAAGCUGAAGCCUGUCUGUUGCCAUGGCGACGCUGCAGGUUAAAGGUCACUGUUGGUUUGCUGUAGCGGUUCAUCCUGCUCCGAGCGCACUACUUUUAUUUAUGGAGCUCGUUUUAGUGGAGAAAGAAGACGACAACAGGAAGCGGCUUUUUAAUUUAAAACAUGUUUACUGAGGAGUUGUGCUGCGUUCAGGCGCAGUGGGACGUCACUAAACACUAACCUAAAAACAGUUCUCACAGUUUGUGCACAAGCUUAGCUCAUGUUUUUUCCCUGUGGCGCCCAGAGUUUAAACUGCCAGACUGAUUUCAUACCGCCAGGCUGAGUUCUGCCUGUCAGACUGAACUUGGGGAAAAUCAGCAGCUGGGUUUCUGAGGACAGGUGACUUGGCGUAGUGAAGACAUUGAAUUCAAGUUUCUGUCCUGCAGCAGUGGCCAGUCACAUGACGCAGUCUCACUGUUUUUAAAGGACAUUCCACCAUUUUAAAGGACAAACAUGAUUUUACCUUUUUUUUGUAUAAAAGAUAAAUCCGACUGUUUGAAGAGUUUAAAUAAAAAAUAAAUAUUUUAAUGUGA
Messenger RNA from Poeciliopsis prolifica (blackstripe livebearer), 6220 nucleotides. It is a transcript of the gene lrch3, whose product is annotated as leucine-rich repeats and calponin homology (CH) domain containing 3. NCBI's taxonomy places the organism in Eukaryota, Metazoa, Chordata, Actinopteri, Cyprinodontiformes, Poeciliidae. The transcript has 20 exons. The coding region runs from base 58 to 2205 and encodes 715 amino acids. The record is from RefSeq and is a predicted model, not a curated record. Gene Ontology annotation, molecular function: protein binding.